Molecule: messenger RNA, 1621 nt
Organism: Anopheles moucheti
Lineage: Eukaryota; Metazoa; Arthropoda; Insecta; Diptera; Culicidae
Gene: YL-1
Product: vacuolar protein sorting-associated protein 72 homolog
Exons: 5
Coding region: 68-1291 (407 amino acids)
Biological process (GO): chromatin remodeling; regulation of DNA-templated transcription
Cellular component (GO): nucleus
Molecular function (GO): ATP-dependent H2AZ histone chaperone activity
Source: RefSeq, a predicted model, not a curated record
GGCACAUCAUUUCUCCGAUUUACUACAACUUUUAGGAUACAAUAACAUUCUCUGCGCGUUUUACGCAAUGGCUGCUUCACGGGAACGCCGAUCGAAUGCUGGCCGACGGAUGGCCACUUUGCUAAAUGAGGAGGAAGAGGAUGAGUUUUAUAAAACUUCCUACGGUGGAUUCAAUGAGACGGUCGACGAUGGAGAUUAUGUUCAGAAAAAUGACGACGAAGAAGAUAUCAUCGAUUCCGACUUCAGUAUCGAUGAAAACGAUGAGCCAAUUUCCGACGUGGAAGAGGAACCGGCAAAGGGUAGCAAACGCCGGAAAAUGGGCACAGUAACGAAGGCGUACCGAGAACCGGCCCCGAAAAAACAGGCACCCAAAACGAAGGAACCUAAAGCGAAAAACGAACGGCAGUCCACACUCCGCAAACGACCAAAGUUUACCGUGAUUGAUUCUGGUCGCAAAUCGUUCCGCAAGUCAACUGCAGCCAAAACGGCCGCUACACAGAGCCGGCUUAAGCAACGAUUCGAAGCGGAACGCAAACGAACCCGUGUCAUAAGGACGGAGGAAUAUAUUCCGACGCAAGAGGAGCUGUUGGAGGAGGCGGGAAUUACCGAAAGGGAAAAUUUGAAAUCUUUAGAACGUUUUCGAAGGAUGGAAUUAGAGAAACAGAAAAUGAGACCUACAAAAAAGAAAUUUACCGGUCCAACGAUACGUUACUUUUCCACUGCAAUGCCCAUCAUUGAAGAAGUUCACGAUCACAAUAACGAUGUAGAUCCUCUCAGCCUAAGCGAUCCAAAGGAAGCGGACGAAACGAAUGAGAGAACGACGAGAGAAAAGUCUGUGAAACGAAACAAAAAGAAAACAACCGUGAUGGAAGUAACUGGACAAUACGAGCGAACCUUCAUCACGUAUGAAAAUGACAUCGAUAACAAGGUGUUUGAUUCGUACUUCCCCAGACCGGACACGGCUCGUAAGCACCGUCAGAUUUGUGCCGUUACGCGACUGCCGGCUCGAUACUACGAUCCUAUCACGCAGCUACCAUACCGGAAUAUGCAAGCGUUUAAGAUAUUGCGCGAAGCGUACUACCAGCAGCUGGAGGAACGUGGAAACUUCGACAAUCCGGACGUUGCUCGAUGGUUGGAAUGGCGCAAGAAGAUAAAGGAAUAUCGGGUUACCAGUAUGAAGAAAACGCAGUCUUCCGCCAACGCGACGAAACCAGCCGCAACAGCUGGGGGUCUGGUAAAGUUAAACUCUGGAACACCUACGGUGUUAGGUGUCGCCGGAACGACGAAAUGAUUCCAUCAUUAACGAACGGCUAAAUUUGCAAUUUAUUUACUGUUGUAUGCGUGGUUGUGUGGUUUGUGGUUCCUUUUGCUAGGAGCGACUGCCAUUUCGGACAGAUUUGGUAUUAAAAAGCCACAGACAACAAUGCAACUAUCACAUUCACAAUCAGACUAUCUUCCUAGGGUGCUGCGUCUAGAUAUUCCAAGCCAUUUGGCAAGUUGGCGUUACAGUGCAAGCCCAGGUUUGGGUAUGUUUUUCACUUACUUUGCCUAAUCUCAUCCGACCUGCCCAGCUGUGGUUAACUAUCUAUCUAUUAAUCAACGACAUCAACGGCAACAAGUU